Molecule: messenger RNA, 5342 nt
Organism: Austrofundulus limnaeus
Lineage: Eukaryota; Metazoa; Chordata; Actinopteri; Cyprinodontiformes; Rivulidae
Product: neuroblast differentiation-associated protein AHNAK
Exons: 7
Coding region: 473-4984 (1503 amino acids)
Biological process (GO): peripheral nervous system myelin maintenance; regulation of RNA splicing
Cellular component (GO): nucleus; cytoplasm
Source: RefSeq, a predicted model, not a curated record
GUAGGCACACAAACACACAUUAAACAACGCAGAAAGUAGCACACUACAUCAUAUAAACGGUCAAUAUUCUGACUAUAUUGACAAACUARCUGUUACAGCAAAAACCUAGUUCCAAAGUUUGUCACUGCCAAUUUUAAACAACUCAAACUGUGAACACCAAUAAUUGUUGCUGUAAUUGACUCCAGGCUGCAGCAAAGGACCUGUAACCUGUUCAGAGUGUCCCCCACCUCUCAAAGUUACUGUGGAAAUAGGCACCAGCUCCCCGUGACCUGGAAAGAAGAAGCAGGCUGAUUCAUCUGGUCCUGUCAAACAGAGCAGUGAUACUCUGAAGGGUGGACAUCUCUCCAUGGGCUCUGGUUGAGACGUGUCUGACUGCAGGAUCUGAUCGUUUUGCUGUAGUGUGACGUUCCCAUGGUCUUUUGCAUUUUGCAUUUAUUCCUUGACAUGUGGGCGUAAAUACAAGCACAGAAUAAUGAGUGGAGGAAGCAAGAGUGCRGGUGUGUCAGGAAGCCUGGCUCUGGAUGGAUCUGGGAAUGGACUCUCUCUUCUAGGGAAUGCAGAUGAAUCAUUUGGUGCCAAAGCUGGACUGCAAACUGAAGAUGAAGUUGUAGCAGCCACCAUAAAUCUAUGCAACCUUGACCAAAAUGAUGUACAUACCAUCCUGGAGGCCCUGAAACCCUACGAAAACAACCUGAAGAUUGUGACAAAGAAGGAUUUAAGUGCCAGUGCUGGACUUGGUCCUUUGGGGUUGGGGUUCAAAGACCCUACAGGGUUGCUACAAAAGGACCUCUCAUUGGAUGCAUCAGCUGAGGCACCGACUGUUGCCCUUAAUGGCUUUAGUGGAAAUCUGAACACUGAUCCCGGACUUGGUGGUAAAAUAAAAAGCCCCACCCUCAAUGGAGACCUUCCCAAACUCAGCCUAAAUAAAYCUUCAGCUGAUUUUGGUUCAGUAAAAAUGCCCUCUGCAGGACUGACAGGGCCAGAAGUAAAAGCAGAUGUAGGUGGCAAUCUUAAAGCACCAAACACCAGUGUCUCAACUCCAGAGUUAAAGACACCAAAUGCUUCCCUUGACAUUGAGAAACCAUCCAUAAAGGGGGGUAAAUACAAUGUCCCAAAGUUCACAAUGCCACAAUUUAAUCUUCCUCAGAUUAAAACCCCCAAAUCAGAUGUGGACGUAUCUGGAGAUGUAGCUCUGCCUUCCUUCAGUGGAAAUGUACAAGAACCAAACCUCAAUCUGUCAGGUCCCAAGUUAGAUCUUCAAAGUCCAGAUUUAGAUUUGAAGGCACCAAAGGUAGAUCUGAAUGGCCCUGAUGCUAAUAUUAACCCACGUUCAGGCAAAUUGAAUUUGCCAAAUUUCAAACUGAAGGGUCCCAAAGUUAAAGGACCAGAUGCAGACCUCACUGCAGACCUUUCAGCACCUGACCUCAAGGUUUCCACACCAAAGAUUGAUGGUGAUCUGAGUGCACCCAACGUCGGCCUUAAAAUGCCAAAAGCUGACCUUAAAAGUCCUGAUGUAGAUGUUCAGACCCCUGAUCUCGACAUUGAUGCCCCUUCAGGCAAAAUGAAUUUGCCACAUUUAAAAUGGAAAAGCCCUAAAGUUAAAGGACCAGAUGCAGACCUCAAUGCAGACCUUUCAGCACCUGAUCUCAAGGUCUCCACACCAAAGAUUGAUGGUGAUCUGAGUGCACCCAAUGUUAACCUUAAAAUGCCAAAAGCUGACCUUAAAGGUCCUGAUGUAGAUGUUCAGACCCCUGAUCUUGACAUUGAUGCCCCAUCAGGUAAAAUCAACUGGCCUCAUUUAAAAUGGAAAGGUCCUAAAGUUAAAGGACCAGAUGCUGAUCUUAAUGCAGACCUUUCAGCACCCGAUCUCAAGGUUUCCACACCAAAGAUUGAUGGUGAUCUGAGUGCACCCAAUGUUGACCUUAAAAUGCCAAAAGCUGACCUUAAAGGCCCUGAUGUAGAUGUUCAGACCCCUGAUCUUGACAUGGAAUCAGGUAAAAUCAACUGGCCUCAUUUGAAGUGGAAGAAACCAAAAUUUCAUGGUUCAAAAAAUGAUCUGGAUUUAGAUGCAAGCAUUGAUACUCCUGAUCUUGAUCUCUCUGCUCCAAAAGUAGAGGGUGAGCUCCGUGCCCCAAAGCUUGACUUGCCAAAGGCAGACAUCAAAGGUCCUGAAAUGGAUAUACAAACCCCAGAUCUGGACGUAGACUCUCCAUCUGGUAAAAUCAACUGGCCUCAUUUGAAAUGGAAAAAGCCUAAACUGCAYGGUCCAAAAGCAGACGUAGACAUGGAUGGAGAUAUUGACACACCUGAUCUGAAUCUCUCAGCUCCAAAUGUCAAAGGGCAACUUAAUGCACCAGAAGCUGAACUAAAUAUCCCAAAAACUAACCUCACAGGUCCUGAUGUAGAUGUUCAUGCUCCAGAUCUUGAUGUUGAUGGUUCCUCAGGAAAAAUCAAUUGGCCUCACCUGAAGUGGAAAAAACCCAAACUUCAUGGCCCUAAAGGUGAUGUUGAUGGACCAGAUGUUAACCUUUCAGCACCCAAGGUUGAUGGUGAGAUUGAUUCACCGGAUCUCGACCUGAAAUUACCCAAAGUUGAUGCCAACAUUAAAACUCCAGGUGUAGACAUUGAUUCUCCGUCUGGGAAGAUUAAAUGGCCCACUUUUAAAAAGCCAAAGAUGUCAGUCUCUAAACCAAAGGUAAAUGGUCCCGAUGUUGACUUAAAUGCUGAUGUUUCAGCCCCUGACUUGAAUCUGUCAGCACCAAAGAUUGAUGGUGAACUAAACACACCGGAGGUCAACCUAAAAGCACCAAAAGCAGAACUUGAUGGUCCCAAGUUAGAUGUUGAAUCUCCAGAAGUGCAUGCUGGGAAACCCAAAUGGUUCAAUUUCAAAAAACCUAAAAUUGGCACAGUGAAAGCACCAAAGGCUGACAUUGAUGCUGAUCUGAAAGGACCAGAUGUAGACCUCAAAGGGCCUAAUUUGGAUUUGAAUGCACCAAAUGUUGACCUUUCUGGACCAAAAAUUGACGGUGAUCUUGAUUUAGAUACUGAUCUAUCAGCCCCUGACUUGAAUCUGUCGGCUCCAAAAAUUGAUGGUAAGAUAAACACACCAGACUUGAAUAUAAAAGCACCAAAAGCAAAACUUAAUAGCCCGAAGUUAGAUGUUGAUGCUCCAGAAGUGCAUGCUGGAAAACCCAAAUGGUUCAAUUUCAAAAAACCUAAAAUUGGCACAGUGAAAGCACCAAAGGCUGACAUUGAUGCCGGUGUAAAAGGACCAGAUGUAGACCUCAAAGGGCCUAAUUUGGAUCUGAAUACACCAGAUGUUAAUCUUUCAGUGCCAAAGGUUGAUGGCAAGCUUGAGACUCCAGACCUCAGCGUUGCAACGCCUGACCUCAAAGGACCACAUGUUGACCUUAAUAGUCCAAAUGUUGAUCUAGACCCAGCUGACUCUAAGUUGAAGUUUCCUAAAUUAAAAUUUCCAAACCUKAAAGGGCCCAAAGUGAAGGAACCAGAACUGGAUGCUAACUUUAAAGCACCAGAGCUAAAUGCCAAUCUUGACUUGCCUAAAGCUGAUGUGGAUGUACCCAAUAUAGAGCUAAAAGCACCAAAAAUUAAUGCUGGAUUUGAAGAACCGGAUCUUGGCCUCAAUUUACAAAAAGCAGAURUGGACAUUCAAACACCAGAACUGGGUACCCCAACUGGAAAAAAUAAGCUACCAAAACUGAAAAUGCCAAAGAUAGAUUUCUCAGGGCAAAAAGUAAAAGGACCAAAGCUUGAUGUAGAUACUGACCUGAAAAAUCCAGAGCUAGAUCUUUCUCUUCCAGAUGUCGAUGCAAAACUGCCCAAAGCAAACCUCUCAGCACCUGAUGGAAAGUUUGAAGCACCAGRUUUACAUCUAUCAGCUCCCAAACUUCAAGGAGCUCUCAGUGGUCCAGAUCGUGAUGUAAACACAAAUCUUAAUACAGACCUCAGUCUUUCAGCUCCUAAAACUAACAUGGCCUUACCAGAUCUUUCUACUCCAAAACUUAAAAGUCCAGACUUGGAAGUUAACUUACCUAAAACUGAUGUAAAGGGGGCUGGUUUGGAUCUACCAAAUGCAGAUCUCAGCUUGUCUUCAUCAAAAUAUAAUGAAAACCUCUCAGCACCAAAGUUAAAUGCCAGUUUUCCAAAAGCUGAACUGGAAGCGCCAGAUGUCACAGGGAAAUCUCCUAACUUAGGUUUAGAUACUGACCUUGGUGACUUUAAAAUGCCUCAUUUCAAGGUUCCAGCACUCGAUCUUUCAACUCCUAAGGCAGAGAUUCCCAGCCUUCACUCCUCGGGUGAAGCCGGAAUAGAGGUUCCCAAAGUCAAAACUGAUGCCAGCGUUUCUGUUCCUAGAGUAGAAUUGAAUGCACCAAAAUUAGAAGGCAGUGCCCAAGGACCCAACAUAGACAUCAAAGCUCCAAAAGUAGACUCUAAUCUUGAGAAGUCUAAACUACCACAUAUCAAGUUACCAAAAUUGAACAUUUUAGGGUCGAAGGAGAAAGCUGAAGAGAUUAAUGCCAGCGCAGAUCUUGAAGCAGAUGAUUCACCAAAUGUUGAGGGAGACUUUCCACUAUUCAAGUUCCAUAGAACGCCCAGACGCUCCAUUGAUGGCCUUGAAGACACUGAUUUAUUUAGCUCAACAAAACAAGGCAUUGAGGAUAAGGAUUUUCUAGUCAGCAAAGGGAUUCGACUCCCAAUACUCAAUACAGCUCAAACAUCUGUGGAAAAGAUUAGCAUCCUGGAUAGAUUGAAAAUGUCAAAGGAAAAAGUAGUUAAAUCCRCAAGUCUAGAUGGAGGAAAUUCCUCCGUGAUCAGAGGAGGAACCUUCAAAAUCGAAAAACCAAAGUCUGAGUUGGGCCUUGUGGCUCCGGAUGCUUCUGUGACAGAUGAAAAUGCCAAAUUGGCCCUGAGUCUCUCCAACAUGCUUGGUCUUAAAGGUGCUUCAGAUGAGUCUGACUCUUGAGAUUGGCAUGAAAURUUGGGUUUUGGUUCUGAAAUAUUGUACAAACUCAGACUAGUUUCACAUCUUCAUUUGUACUCAAAGUCUGAAGAAGCAAACUACAUCAUCCCUUACUGUGUAAUAACUUUGCUUUCUUAAUGGAACUGUUUUUAUACAAAUUGUUUAUAUUCUUGUUAUUUAUGCUUCUUUGUUUCUCCUCCAAAACUUUAUUUUUAAAGUGUGAUGAUUUUAAACUGCAUGUGAUCAAAGUAAGCUGUUUAAAUCUCUGGCACGUUCUUUACUAUCUUAACAUUUUUAAUGAAGGAUAUUUUUGAGUGAAUGUAUUUGUAAAUUUUUGCCUAAUAAAUCCCUCAAAAAGUGU